UCCCAGCCCACUGUGUGUCGCGUCGUCGGCAACAUCACCGACCUGAUCAUACAGGAACUCUUCCCAAAAGUGGUACAGUUUCCCGAUGCUACCGGGCGCCGCAGCGUAACGCACGCUUUUUACAAGAUCGGAAAGUUUCCGGGAGUGAGCGGCUGCAUCGACUGCACACACGUGAGGAUAAAGAGCCCCGGCGGCGACGACGCUGAAGUAUUCCGUAACCGGAAAGGGUACUUCUCUAUCAACGUGCAGGCCAUCACAGGACCCGAGCUCCAGUUCUUCGACGUCGUCGCAAGCUGGCCUGGCUCCGUCCAUGACAGUAGGAUUUUUGAUAACUGUCGAGCCAAGGUCCUCUACGAGGAAGCAGUGAUGACCGGGGUGCUCCUUGGGGACAUGGGCUAUGCCUGCACACCGUAUUUGAUGACCCCCUUUGCAGAUCCAGGCAAGGCAGGCAGCCCUCAUGACAGGUACAACAAGGCCCAUAUCAAAACUCGAAACAGCAUCGAGAGGGCAUUCGGGGUUUGGAAGCGGCGCUUUCCAUGCCUCGACAUGAGGCUUCAGCACAAGCCCGAGCGAUCUGCAGGCAUCAUCACGGCCUGCGCAGCUCUCCACAACCUGGGACGGCAACUGUUGGACCCUUGUCCGCCAGCCGUGCCCCUGCCCCCACUGCCAAAGCCCCGGCGCAGAAGGCCCUUGCCACCGUUGCCGCGGCUUCCAGCCGACACAGGAACGAACGUGAGAAACACAAUUAUUGCUAGGCACUUUACUUAAGUUCUUGCACCCUCUUUCGGUGUCCUCCAAGGAUCAAACCUAUGGCCACUUCUUUUUCUUGUAUUUAUCAAUGAUCGAAACUUGUGCGUAAACAAUGUGGAUGCUUUUAUAUGCGGAUGACAUCAAACUUUUUACGAAAAUUCAAUCACAAGAUGACUGUGUUUUUUUACAGGAUGAAAUAUUAUGCAUUUCUGAACGGUGUUCUGAAAAUUUUUUACUUGCUAACCCAGUUAAAACCAAUGUACUCACUGUGUGUAGAAAACGCAAAAACAUUUCUUACUCGUACAUACUUGGCAAUUGUACUAUUCGAUCGGUUGAACAAGUAUGUGACCUCGGCGUUUAUUUUCAUAGCAAUCUUUCCUUUUCAAGUCGUGUUAGUCAGAAUGUUGCUUCAGCUUUUCGAGCGAUGGGAAUAUCACGUGUGACGCGUAACUUUUCAAAUUCUUUAUGUGUCGUCCGCUUGUUUUGCUCCUUGUUGCUAGUUAGACCCGAGUUUUGUAGUGCUGUACGGAAUUCGCUGACUGCAGUUGAAGCAGAGCGAAUUGAAAGGGUUGAAAAACAAUUUGUUCCAAUUGUUGAUAGGUAUUUUGGAAGAUGUUAUUACGACUAUGAGUACAUUAUUAGAGAACUUUCUUUGCACAAUUUAUUAAAAAGACUGACUGCUUGUGAUGUUUUAUUUUUACAUAAAUUUGUUCACGGCCAUAUAGAUAGUGAAUUGGUGAUAUUGCUGGUAUAUCAUGUUCCAGCUCGUGCUAUUAGAGGAAUGAGUGUAUUUUAUCCCUCUGCGCAAUUGCAAUUGUCGCAAUUGGUGCAGAUGCAAAUUUGUGGUAAUGAAUUGUCGCCUCAUGUUGAUGUUUUUUAAGAUUUUUUAGUUUUUAAACGAGAGCUUGAUUUAUACCUUUUCGGCUAUGGACCCACACCAUAUUUUGUAACAGUGGCAGACAUCUUUAUGGAUUUUUCUUUUGUAUUAUAUUUUAUGUGCCACAUUAUAACCUAUUGGUUCUUCUGGGGCACAAAUCAAAUAAAGCAUUAUUAUUAUUAUUAACUUGGCCAGUGUGUUUGCAGUCAUGUGCCUCAAAGCUGCCAUCAGGCAACACAAGCAAUCAGGGAAAGAAAGCACCUUCAAAACUUCUUAUCUCAUGACGAAGGCUUUCAUCCUGGUUGAAGUAACUGGUAAACAGAGCAUAGAUAACACUCUUUUCCAAUGACCCAUGCCAUGGCAUAAAUUGUUAAUUAUGUAACACUCGUAGAUGCUCUUGUGGAAUCUCAUUUUUUGAAGAAAUAUGGAACGAAUAAAAGAUCUCAAAACAAAGGGCCUUUAACUGUUUAUUUUUUUAGCCAGGCAAUGUUGCACACAACGCUCCUAUUUGUGGCCUCUAUCUGUUUAAUUUCUUUGCCUCAGCAAUUCUGAGCAGGACGAGCCUAUUUUCGUUUCUAAUUUUCUUCAUUUUAAGCUUAUGCUCACUCCGCCUCAUUUCGUGCUCGGCUUUUAGGAUCUUAAGGCGGAGGUCGUGUUCUUCGUCCUUCCUUUCUUGGUCCCGCGUGAGAUGACCAAGCCGAACAUCUUGUUCAGCACCUAGCGUGCGCUCCAGCACUCCAAAGCGCCCUCCAACGCGAGUAGGCGCCUCCCGGUGGGGACUUCCCUGGCGAUCACUUGCUGCUGCAGAUGGUCCAGCUGCAGCUGUGAGCUGCACCGUAGCUGUGAGGGGCACUCGAGCCAUGGGGGCUGCUCCACCACUAGGCACCACACAAACUUGGCUCUCUGGCUCACCCAUAGCAGAAUCUGCACACAGUAUGAGAAACAAAGAAUACAUUCACAUCACAUUAAGAUCUCUAAUAUGUGAAGUCUGCUGACAAAAUA
Ixodes scapularis (black-legged tick) is the source of this 2629-nucleotide messenger RNA. RefSeq names its product putative nuclease HARBI1. The annotation marks the transcript as partial. NCBI's taxonomy places the organism in Eukaryota, Metazoa, Arthropoda, Arachnida, Ixodida, Ixodidae. The transcript has 3 exons. The record is from RefSeq and is a predicted model, not a curated record.